AUGAAUAAGUAUGUAAUUCAAAAUUAACUGUUCCAUUGGUUCAGUAGUUAGCUUAUGUGGCUUCAGAACACGAGGUCCAGGGUUCGAGACCAUGUGAAAAAUUGAAUUUUUCUUUCUAUUAUUCAUUCACAGAUUGGUAGUUUAGAACAUGUUUUAUCUAUUUAAAUAUCUUUUUUACAACAAAAUUAGUGUGAGUAAAUUUUUUAUCAAUCAUUUCUUUCGUUUGGACAAAAAUCCUUGUUAACUUGACCAUUUUUUUUUUCGAAAAAAAAAGUAAAAAAUGGGCGACGCCGGCGAGCCUUUACACAACUUCGUCAAAGCACAACUGAAGCAGUCCAUAAAGAAUGCAGACGUGUUGUCACUCAUCAAGAGAAUGGCAGACUCUGUACCUGACGAUGCAGAGGGCGCAGACAUAAAGCAAGGCCUUGAGGGAAUCCUCACCCAUUACGAGACUCUGGAUGACGAUGAGAAGGAGUUCUUUCUGGGAUACGUGAGGAAGGAGAUCAUGUCGAAGUUGGCGGCGAAGGUGGAUGACGUGCCGAUGGAUUUGUCUGAAUUGGAAUCUGCUAUCACCAGCGCCAUAUUGUGGCAAUUCGUCUUAGUUGCUGUUGUGGGCGUGAUUAUACUUUUAAUUUUAGUAUUCUUCGGCUACAAACUGUACAAAUCGAUAAAAGACAAAAGGGUUAAACUCGAAGAGAAGAAGAAACUUAAACAAAUGAAGAAGAAGAAAUAAAUAUGCGUUAGAUGUAAAUGGGCUUAAACAUUAUGUGUCACAGAAGUUACUUUUGAACGACCGUUGUCUGUUAAAUCCCGACCGCUCAGAGAUUGCGUCUGACAUGUCGGCGAUGUAACAUGAGAGAGAGAGACAAAAAACGAGGCAAUUGUAAUUGAAUGUUUGUCCCUUUCGCACGAUCUGUCUGAAACGCAAUUUCUGAGCGACCGUUUACCUAACGGGCGUAGACAGAAAAGUAAAUAGACGGUUAGAUAGUACACAUAUACGGUUACAUUCCGUCAAAAAAGAGAACAAAUGCGUGGACUCUGUAAAGUGAAGUCAACACUGACUUCCCAAAAAUAAUCUUUUGACUUACAACAGCAGGCCAAUCAAUUGCCUGUUGCUUUCUCUGUCUACGUUAGCGGGCAUAUUUUAUUUUGUAAAAUAAUGUUAAAGUAAAAUUAGGGUUAAAAACGAAUAGUUACCCAAACAAGAGUUCCAAAGAUUUAUAACAUCAGUUUCGAAUGAAUAACUUAUUUUUCUGUUCUUUUUAUUAUCUGUUGUUGUGUAAUCAACUGGACCAUUAAAUAUAGAAACUUUGAAUGUUCGUAAUAUCUUGAAUCAUUCUUUAUAUUUUUAUAUUAACAAUUGCGUAUCGCAAUUAAUUGACCCUAAUUGCAAAGGUAUAGUGGUCGCCACGGAUCUUUGUGAUUGUGAAGUUAGCUGCUGAAUGAGUAUAGAUGCGCGGUCGCCUCUAGCCGGCUUCCCGCACGCGCCGUUUGUACCGUUAUUGAUUCAUUGCUCAGUCAUUUGUUGCUAACUUCACAAACACAAAGAUCCGUGGCGAGCAGUUAAGAUUGUCUUUGAUUACUCUGAGCUUCUGUGACAAAUAGUGUUAGUGGAAUGCCUGAAAUAAUAUUUUCUCACUACAAACUUGUUAGGGACUACGCCGGCGGACAGAGUGGCUUAACUUGUAAACUAACGAAUAUUCAACGAGUAUUCAACGUUUAAUUGAUGUGGUUCUUUUGUACUUGCUCAAAUGCUUCUCUUUUCACAAGAAAACAGUACUGACUCUAAGUGAUUAGACCCUUAGACAGAGAAGUAAAUAGACCGAUACAUAUGCAACACAUUCCAUAUUUAAAAAUGGUGCACAUUGAACUGUUUUUUUUUUCUACACAUGAUAGCUCUUUAUUUUGACACCUGUCAAUUUAGUUUUGUAAACAGCUGAUUAUCUUAGUUUUAUUUCUGCAAAAUAAUAUUAUUUCAGGGCUUUGUUCUGCAAUUGACUGAUUUAAAACUUAAAAUAAGGAAUAAUUAUUUAUCAUCGGUCUACGAAUGGUUACGAAAUAUAAUUUGAUGUUGUUAUUUUUUUUUAUAUUUAUCUAUGAUCAUGACAAGGACUGUACUGACGAGUUUUUUUUAAAUAGAUUAUAAAAAAAUAUUAUUGAUUUCAAGAAUUUACCUCUUCUUGAAUUCAAUAAUUCAAACAGGAUGGCUUAGUUUUUAUUCUUGCAAAUUUGAAUUCAAAUAUGUAGUUAGAACUAUAAAGCUUUUUAUUAUAGUAAAAUUGUAAUAGACAGAUUAUAGUCGAUAUUUACAAAAAAAAAUCAGUUUAUAUUAUAAAAUUGGAAUUGAAAAAAAUCCAUAUCAAUGUUGGCUUGUUUAUUUUUUACUAUAUUUUAUGUUGCCUGUAUUUCUAAAUAGAAAGUUGCAAGUUAGAUAGUACUUGCCUACACAAAUAUUACAGGUUUAUAUAUAAUUUGGCUUGAAAGGAUUUGAUAUGUCGAUAUGUCGAUAUGUCUAUAGUAAAUGUAAAAUGUAAUUUAUUUUUGUGGAUUUUAUUAAGAUUUUACUAUUCUAGUACCUACAUAUAUAACCACAUUCCAUGUAUGAUUGUUAUGUUUUAAUAUUAUAAUGUUUAUUUGUGAA
This is a messenger RNA of Bicyclus anynana (squinting bush brown), 2641 nucleotides long. RefSeq lists its product as uncharacterized. NCBI's taxonomy places the organism in Eukaryota, Metazoa, Arthropoda, Insecta, Lepidoptera, Nymphalidae. The record is from RefSeq and is a predicted model, not a curated record. Bases 281 to 733 code for a protein of 150 amino acids. The transcript has 2 exons.